Molecule: messenger RNA, 3399 nt
Organism: Ochotona princeps (American pika)
Lineage: Eukaryota; Metazoa; Chordata; Mammalia; Lagomorpha; Ochotonidae
Gene: SLC30A4
Product: solute carrier family 30 member 4
Exons: 8
Coding region: 309-1601 (430 amino acids)
Biological process (GO): response to zinc ion; zinc ion transmembrane transport
Cellular component (GO): plasma membrane
Molecular function (GO): zinc ion transmembrane transporter activity
Source: RefSeq, a predicted model, not a curated record
GCGGGGAGAGAGGCGGCGGCCGCGGGCGCACGGCCCCGAACCUGUCAGACCCGGAGAGCCGGCCUGGAGUGGCGGGCGCGGGUGCGGCCUCGCUCCCCUCGCGGCCCCGGGCGGAGCAGCGCGGACCAGCCCCCCAGCCGAGCCUGCGGGGGGCGCGGAGAUGAGCGGCGGCCCCGCGGCAGCGCCCCAGGAUGGGGAGGGACGCGCGGCACCGGCCCCGGCAACUGGCGCUCCGGUGAAGUAGGGGCCGCCGGCCGGCCGCCUGCACCGAGCGAGCCGUUCCGCGCCGCGGCCGCUCAGCCUCUGCCAUGGCCGGCUCGGGCGCGUGGCAGCGCCUCAAAUCCCUGCUGAGGAAGGAUGAUGCGCCGCUGUUUUUAAAUGACACCAGCGCCUUUGACUUCUCGGAGGAGGUGGCGGACGACGGGCUAGCUCGGUUUAACAAACUUCGUGUGGUGGUAGCCGACGACGAUCCCGAAACCCAGGAAAGGCCUGCUAACGGGGCGCAGCCGGCCCUCCAGGCCGACGACGAUUCCUUAUUGGACCAGGACUUAGCUCUGAGCAACAGUCAGCUGAGCUUGAAGGUGGACCCCUGUGACAACUGCAGCAAGCAGAGGGAGUUCCUGAGGCAGAGAAAGGUGAAAACCAGGUUGACCAUUGCUGCCGUUCUGUACUUGCUUUUCAUGAUUGGAGAACUUAUAGGUGGAUACAUUGCAAAUAGCCUAGCAAUCAUGACAGAUGCGCUUCAUAUGCUAACUGACCUAAGUGCCAUCAUACUCACCCUGCUUGCUUUGUGGCUAUCUUCAAAAUCACCAACCAAACGGUUCACCUUUGGAUUUCAUCGCUUAGAGGUUUUGUCGGCUAUGAUUAGCGUGUUGUUGGUGUAUAUACUAAUGGGAUUCCUCUUAUAUGAAGCUGUGCAAAGAACUAUCCACAUGAACUAUGAGAUAAAUGGAGAUAUAAUGCUCAUCACCGCAGCUAUUGGAGUUGCAGUUAAUAUAAUAAUGGGGUUUCUGUUGAAUCAAUCCGGCCAUCAUCACUCGCACUCCCACGCCCACACGCUGCCUUCCAGCUCUCCUAGCGCAGGGCCUGGUAGACACAGCCACGGGCAGGACAGCCUGGCAGUGAGAGCUGCAUUUGUACAUGCCUUGGGAGAUCUGGUACAGAGUGUUGGCGUGCUGAUAGCUGCAUACAUCAUACGAUUCAAGCCGGAAUACAAGAUUGCUGAUCCCAUCUGUACUUAUGUAUUUUCAUUACUUGUGGCUUUUACAACAUUUCGCAUCGUAUGGGACACAAUAGUUAUAAUAUUGGAAGGAGUACCCAGCCACUUGAACAUAGAUUGUAUCAAAGACGCUUUGAUGAAAAUAGAAGAUGUGUAUUCAGUGGAUGAUUUAAACAUCUGGUCUCUCACUUCAGGAAAAUCUACUGCCAUCGUUCACAUGCAGCUAAUUCCUGGAAGUUCAUCUAAAUGGGAGGAAGUACAGUCCAAGGCAAAGCAUUUGUUGCUGAACACGUUUGGCAUGUAUAAAUGUACCAUUCAGCUUCAGAGUUACAGGCAAGAAGUGGACAGAACUUGCGCAAACUGUCAGAGUGCCAGUCCCUAACUGUCCUUAUUUGGGGGUCUACUGCCUUAUUUAUCCUGCAAUCACAGACUGGCGAGCAAUAAAUGCAAACGUAGAUGAGAAUGUGGAGUCCCUGACAGCUCUUUCCAUAUCAAGUACUAGUCUCUCAAAACAAUCACUCCAGCUUAACAGUGCCAGUCUUUGCUUCUGGUAAAUCGAGACUUGGUGAUUUUCAGAUGAAGAUGUUUCCAAAACACUGUUUACAGAAUGAGACGUGACUCUAUAGAUACCUCACAGAAGACAAUCCGAGAUCCUGCUUCAUCAAUUCAAGAGUACAUGUCUUAAAGGAAGCAUCAAGCAUUCAGUAUUUGCAUUUAAAAAUACUUUUAUAUAUAUCAAGCCAGUGCUGGAAAACUGAAUUUUUUAAAAUUAUGUAAUCUUGACACCCAGCUUCUAGAAUUGCUGCUCUCUUUUUACACAGAUUACUUCUCAACAGAUUUCAGAAAUUACUAGAAAUUAUCCAGAAAGUGGAAUGAGCAUGCAUUCCUAAAUAUUUUAGAAAUGUUUUAUUUCCCAAGUAAGUCUGAAUGUUACUGUUAUACUUUAUAGACAACUUUUUCCAACUAUAACAGGGUUUUGACUCUGACAGGUAAUGUCUAAUUAUUUGUAAAUCUUACAAGAGCCAAAUCUUCCCAUAAUUGUGGUCACUGUCAUUAAAUUAUCUAGGAAAUAUUUUCAGUGUUCUGAAUGGCAGAAGUUAGUCUUAACUCAAAUUACUAGAUGAUGAUUUAAAACAGAAGAAUAAGGAUGGGGUGUGGCAUUUCAGAUUUGUCUUUCCCAAAUUGCUUUAAUUCGUGGAACUGUCUUAGGCACAGCAGGAGAAAGACAGCAAAAGGACACGGUGAUCCUCUGUCCCUUUAAGAGCUGCCAACACUUGACAGAGCUGCUUUAGUACCAGGACUACCCCUCCAAGCAAACGUGUGUAAGCACGAAACUGUGGGCCAAGGUUCAACUGUAAUAACCCAUCUCUCACAUACAGACCAAUCACAUUACUCCAGAGAAAGCUUCUGGUUUACUGUGUGAGUUAAGACUCUCCCUGGACUCCAGGAACCAAAGUUAAGAAAUAAUUUUGAGGUUUUCCAAUAAUACAACAGUAGAAAUGUGCAGAGGUGGUGGGAAGAGAUCUUAUUUUGGGAAAACCAAACAGAACUUUUGAGGGGGGGGACCAUUGUGUAUGUGUGUUUUAAAUCUCUGGAAUCUAAGUGGAUACUAAAUCUUCUGUAGGGAGGCUAAGCCUAGGGGUUUCUGAACGGAAAACCUAAUUGGUAAUGGUUGUGCUAAGGAAGCAGUUGGGAAUAUUCAUGUUUCACUGUGUAGCCAGCCACUGGUUUGGAGAUUACCUUUGUUCCCACAAGGCCCCUUUGAGUAGAAGCAAUUUCCUGUAACAAGAGUGGCUAUGGUUCCUGUGCUCUGCUGGGAACUAGGGUAGGGUAACAAUGACUUCUACAGUGUAAGGUGUGGAGUGAAGUCCCAGGUAAUCAUCACUGAUGACUUGUAAUAUAAAUGAGGAAAGGAGAUUCCAUCUUCUGACCAAGUACUGUACUGCAAGUAAGCCUAACAAGCCUGGAGAUCCCAAGAUUUUACCUAGGAUUUUGAGAAGUGGAUGGUAUCAGCUAAACAGUUGGUGGUACCUAACUGAAUACGAUGAACACUCACUCCAUAGGAUUCUUAGUGUGAAUCUAAUUAAAAUAAUUAUUUGGAUUUCUCUAAAAAAUUUCAGGAGAAUAUAAACUUUCAAUCAAAAUGCUCAUAUAAAAGGCAACUCAUAUGAAAGACAACU